This is a messenger RNA of Gymnodraco acuticeps, 4067 nucleotides long. RefSeq names its product megakaryocyte-associated tyrosine kinase (gene matk). Lineage: Eukaryota; Metazoa; Chordata; Actinopteri; Perciformes; Bathydraconidae. The transcript has 13 exons. Gene Ontology annotation, molecular function: protein tyrosine kinase activity; protein binding; ATP binding. The coding region runs from base 1019 to 2392 and encodes 457 amino acids. Gene Ontology annotation, biological process: protein phosphorylation. The record is from RefSeq and is a predicted model, not a curated record.
UUCAGUAUGUGUAGGAUUUCUGCUGUCCUGAUGUCAAUGGGGAGCUCAUUCCACCAUUUUGGAGCCAGGAUAGCGAACCCACGUGUUUUUCCUGAUGGAAACUUGGGACCCCCACGCAGUGAGGGUGCAGCGAGCCGUUUGGCUGAUGCAGAGCGGAGUGCACGUGCUGGGGUGUACGGUUUAACCAUGUCCUGGAUGUACGAAGGGCCAGAUCCAUUCACAGCAUGGUACGCAAGUAGGCCCACUGCUAUGUAGCUUGUGAUUUUCACCAAGACAUCAGUAAAGUUGUAUCUUAACCUAAAAUAAUGAAGGAUAAUUGACGUGAUAUAUUACAUUUUGUAUUAUUACCAUACGUCUUUAAAAUAACUAUCAAAUAAAUAUAGGAGAGAUAAUUGUUUUACUGUACAAGUAUCAGGAAACGAAUGAGUGAAAUACAGUACAGUUUACUUUCUCUCCAACACUGGAUUAAUAAGAGAAUAAAUAAAAUGUAAUAACAAAAAAGUUCACAACAGAUGAACAACUCGGUAAAAGAUAUACAGACAUAAGACAACAUUAAUAAAUAUAAUAUAAAACAAUAAUACAUAAACAAGACAAUAUUUUAGCAUUAAAAACGCGAGAAAAAAAAAAUAUACCGAUAUUUUUUAAGACAAAUGGUAGAAACUUGUGAUUUAACUUCUGUUGUGUGAAUGUGAAUACAAAAUGAUGCAUUUGAUACAAUUCUCAGGGGUUUUUGUGAGCAGGAGUCACGAGUCAGUCAUGGCCGUGGCGUCAUGAAAUAUGAAUCAUCCUCUGAAACAUUGAGGAAGUGACGGACAAACAUGUGGAGCAUGCUGAGUGUUGUGAGGGGAAGAUUGGCUGUUAUAAUGGAGCCCUGUCACCGCUGACUGACACCGGGAGCCGGGGUUCUGCUGGUGUUUUCCGCAGGGUUUCUGCAGGAGUGUGUCCCCAGCUGCCAAUGAGCUGCAGGGACAUUUUCCCUACUCGACAGGUGUGAAUAUUCAUCCAUCCCUCCAGCCUCAUGGCAAAGAUGAGCUGGGCUGCUGGUACUCAGUGUUUGGCUAAGGGAGAUCACAGGAAGCCAAAGCCUGAAGAGCUGUGUUACCACAAAGGGGACAUCCUCACCAUCAUCCACACCAGCACGAAGAAGGGGUUCUACAGAGUCAGACACAACUCCAGCGGAGAGGAAGGACUCAUCAACUCCACAAACGUCCGUGAGAGAGAAGCUCUGCGAGUCGACCCCGGACUCAGCUUCAUGCCUUGGUUCCAUGGGAAGAUUUCGGGUCCAGAGGCGGUUUGUAAGCUGCAGCCGGCAGAGGACGGGCUGUUUCUGGUCCGAGAGUCCAUCCGCCACCCAGGAGACUACGUCCUGUGUGUGAGUGUCUCCAGAGACGUUGUCCACUACCGCGUCAUAUACCAGGACAACAAGCUGACCAUCGACAACACACAGUUCUUCUACAACCUCAUCGACAUGAUCGAGUUUUAUUCGAGGAACAAAGGCUCGAUCGCCACGACUCUCCUGAAGCCAAAACAAAAACACGGAACGAAGUCCGCUGAACUGGAGCUGUCCAAAAGCGGAUGGCUGCUGGACAUUACAAAGCUCAAACUGGGAGAAAAUAUUGGAGAAGGGGAGUUUGGAGCUGUGUAUGAAGGAGAGUAUUUGGGCCAGCAGGUGGCGGUAAAGACCAUCAAAUGUGACGUGACGGCUCAGGCCUUCCUGCAGGAAACCACCGUCAUGACGAAGCUGCAGCAUAAGAACCUGGUGCGCCUGUUGGGGGUGAUGCUCCACAAAGGGCUUCACAUUGUCACAGAGCUCAUGACUAAGGGGAACCUUGUGAACUUCCUGAGGACUCGAGGACGAUCGGUGGUGAACUCAGCUCAGCUGCUGCACUUCGCUCUGGAUGUGUGUGAGGGGAUGGAGUACCUGGAGUCCAAGAAGUUGAUCCACAGAGAUUUGGCGGCUCGUAACGUUCUGGUUUCUGACGACAGCGUAGCUAAAGUCAGCGACUUCGGGCUGACGAAGGUGGUCUCCAAGGCCAAGUCCGAUAACGCCAAACUGCCCGUCAAAUGGACGGCGCCCGAGGCUCUGAAGAAAGAGAAAUUCUCAACAAAGUCGGAUGUAUGGAGCUACGGCGUUCUCCUGUGGGAGAUCUUCUCCUACGGUCGGCAACCUUAUCCUAAGAUGUCUCUGAAGGAGGUGAAGGAGAUGGUGGUGGGAGGAUAUCGCAUGGAGGCUCCGGAGGACUGUCCCCCCGCCCUGUACUCCCUGAUGAGGCUGUGCUGGGAGCAGGAGCCCCGCAGGAGGCCGGCCUUCAACAAACUCAGGGAGAAACUGGAGAGGGAGGCAGGGAAACACAGCGGGGGGGAGGGGGGCACCUCUGCAUCUGGAUCCUGAUGUUGAACUCACAAUGAGAGGAAAUACAGGCGUCUGAUGGAGCGGUACACACACACACUGCUCCUGUGUUUGUGUGCUGGAGAAACAUCUGGAUUCUAUCGGACGCAACAAGACAAUGUAGCGCCGAAUACUAAACUCUGCUUUACUGUGGGGUUAAUAAAAGCCAAAAGGUAUUUAAUGAAGCGAUGUCUGAAAAAGAUUAAACAUAUGUGUCUGGGGGAAAAAAAGUUGAUCCUGGAUUUAAUCCCAGAUCAUCCAAAUCUUUUUACAUCCCGGCAUUAACGCUCAACAAUACGAGACGGGCUUAAUAUGGAAAAUAUUUAAUGUUAUUGCUGAUUUACUGUAAGAAAAUAAUUGUAUUGGUAUUCUAAAAAGACAACAGCUUUUGCAGAGAAGAUCCAGAGGUUUUGAUUUACAGACACUCUGCAGGAUUUUAAUUAAUUCAUGCUUGUAUGACUGAACAGGCCUCAGCGCCUUCAACAGCACAAUGUCACUCAAAGAGACACGCACCGAUCAGGAAGAGACUUAAAAUGACUGCAGGGAGUCACAAAAUAAUUACAAAGACGUGAACAACAAACGUUAGAUAUAAAAAGGCCACGUAAAGUCGCGAACUGACAACUAAGAAAUGCAAUAUUACCACAAUGACACACAAUAGGACCACAACGAGCCACAAAAUGACUAUAAAGAGAGAUUAUAUUAUCGGAGAGAACAGAAAAUGGCAAGAAACGCAAAAACGUCUCAAAGAUACACAAAAGGACCAUGAAGAGACACGAAAUGACUUGAAAGACUCACAAAAACCCUAUAUGACAUACAAAAAUAGCACAAAGAGACACAAAAUGACUUCCAAGAAUCACAAAGACACUUCAAAAGACCCACAAAGACUAUGACGCACAAAAUAACCACAGGGACAUAGAAAAAGACUACAUAGAGAUCCAAAAUUAUGUCUUUAUUAGGAUCCCCAUUAGCACUAGCAUGAGCAUUGGCUAUUCUUCCUGGGGUCCUCACACACUCAAAACAUACAUAAACAUACAUACAACAAAAUUAAAACAAAACAGCUCUUCAUUUCAUGCAAUUUACAAGAAGUGAAAACUAAAAUGGUCAUCCAAUUAUCGCCAUCCUAAAGCCAAACAAAAGUAAAUACAAAUAAGUGUACAUAAUAUAUGCAUACAUCCAAAAUGACCUCUGAGAGACACAACAGGACAACAAAAAGGAAAAAAAACGCCCACAAAGACACACAAAAAGAUGACAAAGAUAACCACCAUGACCUUCAGCUGACUUGUUAACCAGAGAUUCAACUUUGGCUUUUUACUUUUGCAGAUGUGUUUAUUUGUACACCACAUCUUACUGUUAUUGUCACACUGCACCGGUCAACAGACCUUGAUUCAAUUCAUCUAAAUGUAAUUUAUUUGUAUAAGAAUAAAUCUGCCUCUUCUUGGGGUUUUCAGAUUACCACAGGGACUUUGGGUUAUCCACUGUUCUCCAGGGAUUUUUUUUAAUGCAGGUACUGAAUGUUUUAUUCUAAAUCUUUGAAAUGCACAUUUAUAUAAUGAAUGUUUGACCGUAUGUAUAGUCGGCUGUUUUUUUUAUAGAAAUACAAUGAAAUGUUGGUCUUUCUACACGACAUGAAGCCUCGGUUGUUGUCACGUCAGAAGUGAAAUUAAAGAUGUUUUUUUUA